Messenger RNA from Microtus oregoni (creeping vole), 1762 nucleotides. It is a transcript of the gene Rlbp1, whose product is annotated as retinaldehyde binding protein 1. Bases 188 to 1141 code for a protein of 317 amino acids. Gene Ontology annotation, molecular function: phosphatidylinositol bisphosphate binding. The transcript is spliced from 9 exons. The record is from RefSeq and is a predicted model, not a curated record. Lineage: Eukaryota; Metazoa; Chordata; Mammalia; Rodentia; Cricetidae. Gene Ontology annotation, cellular component: membrane.
CGCCAGAACAAUUCAGAGGCUUCCGCAGUCCCAAGGACGAGCUGUCAGGGAAUAGUCAAGACUCACGUGAAAUCACUCAACUUGCAAGUGUGAAAGACAGGGUUUGAACCCAGGACCCACAUCCAGCUGUCCCAGACUGCUCCUUGCUGCCUACCGGAGUCACAGCUUAGUGUCUUCGAGAGGCAAUAUGUCAGAGGGGGUGGGCACAUUCCGAAUGGUCCCUGAAGAGGAGCAGGAGCUCCGGGCACAGCUGGAGCAGCUCACAACCAAGGACCAUGGUCCCGUCUUUGGCCUGUGCAGCCAGCUCCCUCGCCACACUUUGCAGAAGGCCAAGGAUGAGCUGAAUGAGAAGGAGGAGACCCGGGAGGAGGCCGUGAGGGAGCUACAGGAACUGGUACAGGCUCAGGCAGCUUCAGGGGAGGAGUUGGCCCUGGCGGUGGCCGAGAGGGUCCAGGCCAGGGACAGCGCCUUUCUCCUGCGCUUCAUCCGUGCUCGCAAGUUCGACGUGGGCCGCGCUUAUGAGUUGCUCAAAGGCUAUGUGAACUUCCGGCUCCAGUACCCUGAGCUUUUCGACAGCCUGUCCAUGGAGGCCCUCCGCUGCACUAUCGAGGCUGGUUACCCCGGCGUCCUCUCCAGCCGGGACAAGUACGGCCGAGUGGUUAUGCUCUUCAACAUUGAAAAUUGGCACUGCGAAGAAGUCACCUUUGAUGAGAUUUUGCAGGCAUAUUGUUUCAUUUUGGAGAAACUGCUGGAGAAUGAGGAAACACAAAUCAAUGGCUUCUGUAUCGUUGAGAAUUUUAAGGGCUUCACCAUGCAACAGGCGGCGGGACUCCGCCCCUCGGAUCUCAAGAAGAUGGUGGACAUGCUCCAGGAUUCAUUCCCAGCCAGGUUUAAAGCUAUCCACUUCAUCCACCAGCCAUGGUACUUCACCACCACCUAUAAUGUGGUCAAGCCCUUCUUGAAGAACAAGUUGCUACAGAGGGUCUUUGUCCACGGAGAUGACCUCGACAGCUUCUUCCAGGAGAUUGACGAGAACAUCUUGCCUGCUGACUUUGGGGGUACACUGCCCAAGUACGAUGGCAAGGUGGUUGCUGAGCAGCUCUUUGGCCCCCGGGUCCAAGUUGAGAAUACAGCCCUGUGAGGAGACACCCUACCAUAUGAUCUGUGUUAGCAUCUUAGCCCUUCCUCAACUUUCCUGAACCCAAGACUGGGAACAGAAAUGCCCGAGGUGACUGUGGCUUCCCCAAACUUCCUAGGUUUAGGAGAGCUUGAGUGGCCCCUCAUUCCAAACUGACAUAGAGGGUAGCUGAGGCGAGGGAGUUAUAGUCCCACCUGCCUCUGCAGUUACAGGGCAGUGACAAUCCUGUGAGAAGCUGGAUUUCAAAGACUAAUUAGGUGUCUCCGCCAUUUCCUUUGUAGCCGCUUUGAUACUUCGUGUGUGUAAGGUGGGGUUGGAAGCCCACCCACAAUUCUGUAUAAAAGAAGGGAGGCUUGAAGCACGAAUGGUUUGACAAACUCAGCAGCUGCAGCAGGCAAGGGGUUUCCCACCCAGAAUUCCAGGGAGGGAGCAGCCUCGAAACAGUCACAUUUGGGGGUGACCUGCUGCUGAGUGCCCUAGGAGCUAAGAGCCUAAGAUCUUUCCAGGGUGGAGGUCACAUCCCUUCCUCUCCACCUAGCUUAGGUGUGGUCCUUGGGGUGGGCUCCCCUUCACUAGAAGGUCUCUUUGCCUUGUUGGGUGGGUUUUGCUUAAAUUUGUAUUAUC